Molecule: messenger RNA, 12321 nt
Organism: Epinephelus lanceolatus (giant grouper)
Lineage: Eukaryota; Metazoa; Chordata; Actinopteri; Perciformes; Serranidae
Molecular function (GO): protein binding; zinc ion binding
Source: RefSeq, a predicted model, not a curated record
CGAAAGAUGGCUGCCACUGUGUUAGCUACAAUUGUACCACUUCUUGCAAGUACUGUGGGAUAUUGAAGAAAGUUGUCAUGGAGCAUAAGGGUCAACUGUCUCCAGAGCAAGAUGCCCUAGAGCACAUAAUUGCUUGUAGGGACAAACCCUUCCUGGAGGAAAGGUUUAUUGACUCCUUUAAAGGGAGAGGAGUGUUCACCCACAAAGGCAUUGAACCAUCCACGUUUGUUGUUGAAUAUCGGGGAAAGAUUUCUUCUCAUAAAGACAAAACACCAAAGCGUGGGGAUACUCUGAACAAUUAUUUGUUUGAGUUUCCAUGGAUAGGAGCACAGUGGUGCAUUGAUGCCUCGAAAGAGGACGGGACCCUUGGACGACUUGUGAAUGAUGAUCACAUAAGUCCCAACUGUGAAAUGAAGAAAAUUGUCUAUGAGGGAAAACCACACUUAUGCCUAUUUGCAGUGACAGAAAUAUCUCCAGGCGAAGAGAUAACCUACAACUAUGGGGACUCAGCUUACCCAUGGCGAUCAAAGGAGUCCUAUGAGGGAUCGAGUGCCUCAUACUCACGCCUUUAUGAUUCGACAUCAACACCAAGGAAUGAAAGGCUUGAGGACUCAUCAGCUUCCAGCUUUGAAAAUUCCUGCUCUGAUGAUGAUGAUGAUGAUGACGAUGACGACAAACUACCUGAUAGCGGGCCGAGUUGUCGCAAUGACAGUUUUGCUGACAUCAACACUCAGCUGGAUUUCAGGGACAGUUCACCUUUUGCAGAUUUAGAUUCUUCUCAAGACAUGACAGGAACUUCCAUGAUGCAAUCAGAUGAUGCUUCUUGCAUCCAGCAGGAGGACGAGGCCUUUUUCAGCCCUAAUGAUCACAGAUGGGGUGUAAACUUCAGAUCCCGCAAGCCUAGAAAGAACUCCGAAGACCCUCUUUACACCAGUAAAAAUUACUGUUAUGUUUGUGGGAAAGGUGUUUGUAAAAUUUCUCGUCAUCUUUUAAAGCAUGCUGAUGAAGAGCCUGAAAUCGCUGAAGCUUUUGCUUUUCCCCAUAACUCCAAGGAACGAAAAAGGUUAUUAAACGAAUUACGUAACAGGGGAAAUUACAAACAUAAUCAAGAAGUGUUGAAGAACAACAGUGGAGAGUUAAAACUUAGAAGACGGCCAAAAACCGGGGAGAUCAAUACUAAAACCUACGCUCACUGUCUACACUGUAAAGCCAUGUUUAGUCGUAACGAGAUGUGGAGGCAUGUAGCCAAAUGUCCUUCCAGGACAACAUCAAACUCUUCAGCAGGAGGCAAGACAUAUGUCCUAACAGAAAUGGCUCUUGCAGAGUCCCCAUUCUCCCGAACACUUCCAUCUGGCGUGUGGAAGUUGCUUGUAACUAUGAAACCAGAUGAAAUUACAUCUGCAGUUCAAAAUGAUUUCCUCCUAAUAAAGCUGGCACAGUCUUUAUCUGAUAAGUAUGGAAAUAAUCCAAAUAAACGUGAUUACAUCAGACAGAAGCUGCGAGAAAUGGGAAGACUUUUGCUUGCGCUGCAUAAAAAGUCAGUAUUUAGCUUCGAAGAUGCCACCGAACCCAAAAACUUCUACAAAGUUGUUGAGGCUGUCAAAGACAUUGCUGGUUUCAAUGAAAAGAAGCAGAGCUACAACAAGCCAUCUCUUGCUUUGAAAAUAGGACAUUCAUUGAAAAAAAUAUGCACCAUUGUCCUCAGUGGAGUUGAUGGCAAUGAGCAGAUGAUGAGAGACAAAAAGACAUUCAUGAAACUUUGUGUUAAAGAAUGGUCUGCACUCGUCUCCCAUACAGCCCUCGCUUCGUUGAGUGGACGAAAAGUAAACAACCCGUCUACCAUACCAUUCACUUGUGAUGUGCAGAUGUUCUACAUGUACCUAGAGACAACAUCUGCUUCUGCCAUGGAAACGCUGAAGAAGUAUGAAAGCCCACAGGUCUACAAUGCACUUUGCAGAGUGACACUUGCACAAGCAUCUGUCUUAAGCAAAUGUGCAUCUGAGGUUUCAAAAAUGACACUGAAGACAUUCCAGGAGAGAGACGUCUCCACCCAAGUGUUGUCCAAGCACUUCAUCAGAUUCAAUAUUCCGAGCAGGAGUGGCCAAGACGUUGCUGUUUUGUUGACCUCUGAACUUAUCAGUGCUAUAACUCUGCUUGUGAGCAAGAGACAAGCCUGUGGUGUACACAAAGACAAUCCUUUCUUGUUUGCAAAGCCCAACUCUUCUCCCACAAGCCUCUACCACGGAGGGAACUGCGUCAGAGCUUUUUCAAGUCUAUGUCGUGCAAAGAAACCAGAGUAUCUCAGGUCGGUGCAUCUUCACAAGCACAUCGCAAGAAUCUUCCAGAUUCUCAACCUGGAGAACGAUGAGCUAGAUCAUCUAGCUAAACUGUUGGGCCACGACAUCCGGGCUGACAGGCACUAUUAUCGGCUGCCAGAGGCAGCUGUGGAACUUGCAAAAAUAGCAAAACUUCUUCUGGCAAUGGAAAAGGGUUCUCUGGAAAGAUUCAAAGGAAACUCUCUGGACGAAAUCGAGAUUGAAGAUGAACUGGAGCCGGAUGUGGAGCAGGGCAACCCUGAAGAGUCUGAUGAUGAGGAGGAUAAUGAAGAAUCAGAUCUUUUGCCUCAGCAGAGCGUUGCUGCAGAACAACAAGGCAGUCAUCUGACUCCUGAGCAAGAUGCACUGCAGCACAUAAAGGCCUGCAGAGACAAACCCUUCCUGGAGGACAGGUUUAUCAACCCCCUUAAAGGGAUUGGCGUGUUUACCCAUGAAGCCAUUGAACCAUCCGCCUUCGUUGUUGAGUUACGGGGGAACAUCUUCUCUCAGAAAGAAACCAGGAACAAGAAGUGUGGUGUUACUUUGAACAAUUACAUGUUUGACUUCUCAUGGAAUGGAACAAACUGGCGUAUUGAUGCUUCAAAAGAUGACGGGACCCUCGGGAGACUUGUGAAUGACAAUCAUGAAAGCCCCAACUGCGAAAUGAAGAAAAUUGUCUUCGAGGGAAAACCACACUUGUGCCUGUUUGCAGUGGAGAAAAUAUCUCCUGGCGAGGAGAUAACUUACAACUAUGGGGAGUCCUCCUACCCAUGGCGCUCACGGGAAUCCAGUGAGGGACUGAAUACAUCACAAACAGACCUAAAUGCUGCAGCAUCUUCGUCAGAGAAUGAAAGUGAUGAGGACUCAGCAGGACCCUCCAGUUCUGCAGCAUCUUGCUGUGAUGAAGACUAUGUACCAUCUACUAGCAACAACAGCCAGCAGUGUCCGAGUUUCACACAGUCAAAUUCCUCUAAAGAGCAGAGCUUUCAGCAGCAACCCAUUGAUGCUUCAUCCAUCCAGGAGGAGGACGAGACUGAUUAUAGCUCUGGUGAUUUUACCUCGGAUGAAGAGCCCAGAGCCCCCUCAUUCACCAACAGAAAUUACUGCUACGUUUGUGGGAAAGCCCAGUCUAAAAUUUCUCGUCAUCUUUACAAACAUAAAAAUGAAGAGCCUGAUAUAGCUGAAGUUUUGAAGCUGCGCAAAAACUCCAAAGAACGGAAACGGCUACUGGAUAAGUUACGAGACAGGGGAAAUUACAAACAUAAUCAAGAGGUUUUGAAGACUAACUGCGGAGAACUGAAAGUGAAAAGAAGACAUUUAGACAGGCUCGACAAUGCAAAAACAUUUGCACAUUGUCUUUAUUGUAAAGGCAUGUACGUUCGUGAGGAGAUGUGCCGACAUAUGCAAAGGUGUGCUAGAAAGAAGCUCACACAACCUUCACCACGGGGCAAGACUAAAGUCUUAGCUUUGGUUGCUGUUGCAGAGUCAACAGACCCUCAAAAUAUCUCAUCAGAAGUGAGGGAGAUGUUAAACACACUGAAGAACGAUGAGAUAUCAUCUGAAGUCCAGAAAGAUUCCCUUUUACUGCAGCUGGCACAGUGUUUGUACCACACCAAUGAGAGCAAAACAAAAAAAGAGGAACUCGUCAAAAUCAGGCUGAGGCAAAUGGGACGACUCCUGUUAAUAUUAAAGAAAAGGUCAAUAGGUAGCUUUGAAGAUGCUAUCAAACCCCAAAACUUCAGCAAAGUUGUUGAAGCAGUGAGAGAACUCUCUGGCUUCAGUGAAGAGACAAACUCCAGUGGCAGUCCAAGUUUAAUGCUCAGAUUGGGAUAUUUGCUGAAGAAAAUUGGUGACAUUAACUUUGCCAGAGCUUUGAAAGAGGAAGCUGAUAAAGAGUCAAUACGUGAAGCAGAGACAUUUACAAAGUUGUGUGCGAAAGAAUGGAAAUCCAUCCCUCCAAAGGCAAAAAACCUGCCAACUGUACCAUUCAUACAUGAUGUGCAGCUUUUCUAUCAGUGCACGGAGAAGACAGCAGCUUCUGCAGCAAAAAGCCUGACGAUGUAUGAAAGCUCCCCGGUCUAUACUGCGCUUCUCAGAGUGACACUUGCGCAAAUGUCAGUCUACAACAAAAAUAUAGCCGAAGUUUCAAAAGCAACCCUCAAGUCAUUUAAGGAACGGGAUGAGACUGAGCUUCACAAAGAUGCUGCUGUUAGCAAGUCGCAGUUUGAGCAAAUUCUGUCAAAGGACACUAUGAAGAUCAACCUGAUGAGCGACAGCGGCCAAAAAGUUGCUGUAACGUUGACAACCACACUCCUCGCUGCAGUAACACUGCUUGUGAACAAGAGAGAAGCUUGUGGUGUGCAUGAAAAUAAUCCUUUCUUAUUUGCAAGACCUGAUGCCCAAUGUACAAGCUACUUUCAGGGACACGUGUGCGCUGUCACUUUCACAGGUCGCUGUGGUGCAAAGAACAAGGCAAGCCUCCGGUCUGUGUUUUUUAAAACGUCCAUUGUAAGACUUUUCCAGAUUCUUAGCCUCACAAAUGACGACCUUGGUCAGCUCGCUAAACUGUUGGGCCCCAGAAUUCAGACCGACAGAGAGUAUUAUCAGAAGCCAGAGGCAGCUGUUGACAUUGCAAAAAUGUUAGAGCUGCUCUCAGCAAUGGAAAAUGGAACUUUUGAAAGAUUCGAAGGGAAAUCUCUUGAGGAAAUUGAGAUUUCAGAUGAAUUGGAGCCAGAUGUGGAGCUUGCCGACCCCGAAAACAGUGAUAAUGAAGAAUCAGAGAAUUCUCUUCUGAGCGGUGUCUCCUUCACUAAAGGCUCCUCUUCAGCAAAAAAGAAACGCAGUAGAGGUUCCUUAUUGAAGAAGACACCUAGCCAAGGCCGGAGCAAGAAGCGGGAGAGUGAAAACAAGCCAUCUGAGCAGAGUGAUGAGAGAAAUGAAAAGGUGAAUACAGAGCAGGGUGACAGAUCAGAGGAAAUACCUGCAAGCUGUGACGUCAACAUACCUGAAGUAACAGUUCCUCGCAAGAAUGGGGACAGUACAAACAUUUCUUUCAGUGAUGACGACGAGGACAUGAAUGUGGACUUUGACAUUGACAUAGACACCGAUGACGACAUGGUUGGAAAUAAGGAAAAUGAUCAAGAUGGUGACACAAAUGGCUCAACACCUUUAAUGCCACAUGUGAAAAAACAAGCUAACAAGCAGUCCAGUGUUGCGGACCUUGACGAGACCAUGGAAACUGAUGCAGUGAACCAUGAGAGAGAAGAUCAAAAGAAAGGAGGUGUCUCCUUCACUAAAGGCUCCUCUUCAGCAAAAAAGAAACGCAGUAGAGGUUCCUUAUCGAAGAAGACACCUAGCCAAGGCCAGAGCAAGAAGCGGGAGAGUGAAAACAAGCCAUCUGAGCUGAGUGAUGAGAGAAAUGAAAAGGUAAACACAGAGCAGGGUGACAGAUCAGAGGAAAUACCUGCGGGCUGUGACGUCAACACACCUGAAGUAACAGUUCCUCGCAAGAAUGGGGACAGUACAAACAUUUCUUUCAGUGAUGAUGACGAGGACAUGAAUGUGGACUUUGACAUUGACAUAGACACCGAUGACGACAUGGUUGGAAAUAAGGAAAAUGAUCAAGAUGGUGACACAAAUGGCUCAACACCUUUGAUACCACAUGUGAAAAAACAAGCUAACAAGCAGUCCAGUGUUGCGGAACUUGACGAGACCAUGGAAACUGAUGCAGUGAACCAUGAGAGAGAAGAUCAAAAGAAAGGAGAAAAGAAGAACAAAUCAUCAGCUCCAAUGCCCAGAAUGAAAGAGGUGAAGAUAUUAAUCCCAAAACUGGACAUUGAUAAGUUUCGGCGUUCAGUCCACAUUUCCCAGUUACCAUCUGAGUGUAACUCUGUCACAUCAGUGAAGGAUCAGCCCAUCACAACCAACAGCAACCAGCAUGUAAAAUCCUCGUCAUCCACAAACGUCAAAGACAAGCCCAACAAUGCAAAGGAGACGCUGAUGAACUGCUCCAACUGCAAGUUGAACAUGAUGAAGGGCCAAACAGCUUACCAGAAGAAGGGAUUCACAGACGUCUUCUGCUCCAAAAACUGCCUCUUCAAGAUGUUUCCCGUUAACAGACCAGUCAACAAGACCUGUCAUUACUGUCUCAAGGCAAUCUCACAGCCUCUGGACCUCAUCAUGGCUGCAGUGGACGUUAAGGGAACUAUGAAGGACUUCUGCAGUCCCACCUGCCUAUUGUCUUUUAAGUCCAACACUGUGCCCACCCAAACACCACAGCAGCUCUGCAGCAUGUGCAACAAAUCCUGCACCACCACAUGUGAGUUCGCCCUAAAUGAGGCUGUCCUGAAGUUCUGCAGCAACUCAUGUUUGGAAGAUUUACGCAAGAACACGUCUGUCUGUGACAGCUGCAGCUCCACCUGCCUUAAACCACUGAAGCUGAAGCUGAAGGAGGGGACCAAAUCCAUCUGCAACCAAAAAUGCCUGGACGAGUUGAAAGAGAAAACCAAGACAUCCCAUCAAUGCACCCUGUGCAAGGCAUUGCGGCCAGUGUCAGAGAUGAGUGAAUACACAACUGAUGAUAAAGUGGUGGAGCUCUUCUGCAACCGGUACUGUGUGACGUCAUACAAGCUAUGUCCUGUAACUGGAAACAGGCCUCAAGAGGAAAAAAGCUCAGAUGGUUUGAAAAAGUGGAGAAGAAGCAAACAAUCAAAACAAGGACUGAAUUUUGAGGAAGUGGAGUUCAGCGCAGACUCCACUGUAAACAAAAAUGAUGCAUCUGCAGCUGCUGUAUCAGACACUACGGCGACACUCGUCAUUGCAAGUUCAAAAUUAAGCAAAACCUGUUGUACCUGUGAAAAGAGUGUGCCGAGAGGAGGCACAGUGUACAAGCUGAAGAGCUCACAAGAGGUCUUCUGCUCGACCGUAUGCCUCUUUGAAAGGCAACCCCACAUCAAAUUAGGCACAAAAACCUGCUACAACUGCUUCCAGAUGAUAAUGCGACCUCACAACAUGAUCCUGGCUCCGGUGGAUGAUUCAGGAACUAUGAAGGAACUGUGCAGCAACACCUGCCUCGCUUCAGUCAACUCUAAGAGGACCAUGGUUCCCCCCAAACUCCCACCUCCAGCAGUACCUCAGAAAGAGUGCAGGAUGUGCAGCAAAUUUUGCGAUUGUAAAUUCCAGCUGACCCUGGAUGGCGAGCUCCAUAGUAUUUGCAGUGAGGCUUGCUUCAUCAACUACCACAGAAUCAACAACUUGCCUGUGUCUGUUUGUGACGUCUGCGGCUGUGUUAGCCACAAUGAACAGUUCAUGGUGGGGACGAAGGACGACAGUCAAAUCAUCUGCAGUGAAGAAUGUCUGGUCAUGUUCAAAGAGAAAACUGAGACACCUCAGCUGUGCCCCAUGUGCCAGACGUCCCAUCAGUUGUCAGACAUGGUAGAAAAUAAAAACGAUGAGGGCAGGUUGGAUUUCUUCUGUAGCAGCAGGUGUCUGAUGGUACACAAGGCUCAGUCUUCCACCGUGUCAGGAAAGAACAGCCCAACACCUGAUGCAUCCUCAGUUGAAGAGAUAAACAUUAAAGAGGUGAAGCCAUUGCUUGAAGAAAACGACAUUAAAGAAGUGAAGCCAUUGCUUGUAGAGAGUGACAUUAAAGAAGUGAAGCCAUUGCUUGAAGAGAACGACAUUAAAGAAGUGAAGCCAUUACUUGAGGAAAAUGACAUCAAAGAAGUGAAGCCAUCGCUACCAUAUUUGGACUGUAUUAAAGAAGAGCCCAUCGAUGAGGAGUACAACCAGAAUCUCCCAUCCUCCAUUUCCACAGAUGACAUUAAGGAUGAGCCUAAGGCAGGAGAUGUGACCAAGGUGGACUUACAGAUCGGUUCAGUCUUUUCUUUGACAGAAGACUCGUCAACGGCCACAACACCAGCGCCCACUCUCACCCACAUGGAUUUGCCUGCGUCAUGCUCCAACUGCAAACAGGUCCUGAUAGAUGGAGAGACUGUUUAUCAGAGGAAGGGCCACGCUGACAUCUUCUGCUCCUCUUCCUGCCUUUUGAAAUUUUACCAAAUGAAACAAGUUAAGAAGACCUGCCACUUCUGCCUUCAAGGGAUAGCACAGCGUCAGGACAUCCUCCAGGCCCCAGUGGAUAAUGAUGGGACGAAGAAGGAUUUCUGCAGCCAGACUUGCCUGUCUUCCUUCAACUACAAGAAAAUCAUGUCCACCAAAAUACCCCUCAUACCGCUCGCGUCACAUUCACAAUGCAGCAUGUGCAGCAGAUAUUGCAUUAGCAAACAUGAGAUCAUAAGACAUGAUGUCGUCCACAAGAUCUGCAGCGACACCUGUUUUCUCCGCUUCUGCAACAUAAACAACUUGUCCAUCUGUGAGAACUGUCACUCCAGCUGCAGCAAACCUCUCAUGCUCAGUACGGAGGACGGUAACAAAAAAUUCUGCGAUGCAGAGUGUCUGGCUCAAUUCAAGCAGAAAAUCAAAACCCAGCAGCCGUGUUCCAUGUGCCAGAGCUCCCAUUUAAUGUCAGAUAUGUUUGAAAACAAAAACAGUGAGGACGUAGUGGAGCUCUUCUGUACCUACAGCUGUGUGAUGGCAUCCAAGAUCCAGGCUGUCAGCGCAUCAGGUAUUCCACUGAAUUGUGACCACUGUGGUAAGACUACACUACCAGCCUGCCACCUCGCCAUGUCGGAUUUUUCCGUCAAAAACUUUUGCACUCUAACCUGUGCUAUGUCUUUUAAGGAGAGCCAAAAAGACCUGACGGCUAACUCAACAGGAGCUGCUGACCAAACCCAGAUUGAUUACCACAAACCACCAGAAAAGCUGCCAUGUGCCCAGUGUCGCCGCAUCAUAAAAGCUACACCCAAAGUCAUCCAAAAGAAGGGCAAAAUGAAUUUUGUGUGUAGCCUCGCCUGUUCUCAAGAGUUCAAGAGGGUCAACAACAUCAUGGGCAAGUGUGAAUACUGUAAGAAUGAGAGGAUCAUCACAAACGUCAAGAAGGUUGACAGCAAAGACUGCUACUUCUGCAGUGACGGCUGUCUGAGGCUCUUCCAACAUGAGCUGGAGAAGAAGUGGGGCGAACACUGCGGCUCAUGUGCUUACUGCUUCUCCAUCUCUAAGACACUGGUGACAGCAAAGUAUGAAGGCAUUGACGAGGAAUUCUGCUCCGAAGAGUGCAGCUCAAAUUAUAACAUGCUCCUCUGUCGUGUUGCCAACUGUGACACCUGCGGUCGUAACGGUAAACUGCGGCAGAGUCUUCCCAUGAUAGGAGAGGUCAAACACUUCUGUGACCUGAGAUGUCUCCUGCAUUUCUGCAAUAGAAAGGUCCAGAUGGUCAACAAAGUCUCUUCACCUCCCAGAUCUACAGGCACAGUGGAGUCCUCCCCCGUCAUUGCUAAUGUCAUCUCGCUUGCUGGUGCUUUGGCCAGGCAGUCCAGUGCCUCUUCCAGCUCUGCACAGACUGUCUCUGUCCCUGACAUUCAAACAAAGGUUGUUGGACAUGCCAGUAUUCAAACCGUCCCCACAGAGCUGAAGAACAAGUCCAUGCUCUGCACACCGUUGGUCCACAACAAAGGAGUCUCCUGUACCAUUCGGACUGUAGACUCAGCGGUACAGACAGACAACGUCGGACCCAAUGUCGUACCCCUGCCUGUCCCAGUGCCAGUGUACGUUCCUCUGCCGAUGAACAUGUACAGCCAGUACACGCCGAAGCCCAUAGGCCUGCCCUUACCGCUUCCUGUGCCCAUAUUUCUUCCUGACCCAGUGAGAAAAACUAUGAAGGAGAAGAUCCAGCCUGACCUGUUGGAGGGAGAGCUCAACUUGAAGUCUGAGAGAAAGAAAGUGCAAGAUGAAAGAAACGAGAGAAAGGACCGAGUGGUGACAGAAGAGGCCUUAGACAGACAGGAAACUCACUCUCCAAAGGAUCACACCAGUAACUGUCGUGAUGACUUGAAUUCAGAUCAUCAGGCCACUUUACACAACAAGGAAGACUCCUCCUCUGACAGCAGCUGUGGGUCACUCAGUCGACCGCACAUCCAUGAAAAACCCCCUCAGGUUUUAGAAGUGGGAAUGAUCAGUGAGCCUCAACCUGAGCUCCAACUUCCAGCGCCUCCUCCUCCUCCAGAGAUGAGAGAGGAUCCCCAGAGCUCACCAAGCCCUGAACUGGCCCCUCCGCUAUCACAACAAAGUGUGGGGAAAGUCCACAACAAGAACAAGGGUCGUAAAAUGCAACAGUUAUCCAAAGCAGCUAAACAGGAGACAUCUCAAAGAGACUCCUCCAAGGUCAUAUCGAAGAAGCACCACAAACUGAAGAGCCAGUGUGGAAUUGACGCCUGGAAGAGAUGGAUACAGUGGAGAGAAUCACAAACUAACCUGGACCUCGUUUCAUUUCAUGCUGUGACAUUAAAGGAGGAUGUUCUCCGCUGCUCGUCAGCCGAGCUGAGCAGCAGCCUCUGUUAUUUUAUUACUGAGGUGAAACGACAUGAUGGAGAGCCGUAUUCCCCCGACAGCCUGUUCUACCUCUGUCUCGGCAUACAACAGUACCUGUUUGACAACGGUCGUAGGGAGAACAUAUUCAGUGAUAUGAUCUAUGCGAAAUUCUCCAAGAAGUUCACCAAGAUCUUGAAAGGUUUCAAACCCAAAAUCACAGCCAGUGGCAAUAUCCAUUCCUGCGUGGAGGAGGAGUAUCUUUGGGACUGUAAACAGUUGGGGGCGUACUCCCCCAUCGUCCUCCUCAACACUCUGCUCUUCUUCUGCUGCAAGUACUUAGGCUUCACCACGGUGGAGCAGCUCCGCCAGCUGUCCUUCACCCACAUCAAGCACUGCACCAGAACCGACCAGAACAACACAGAGACCAACUUCCUGCGCUUUUGUCCCCCUACAUCCAUAAACAAAGCAGAGUCAGAUGCCGACGGCGUCCCAGCUAAGAAGCGUAAGAAAACUGAGAGUAAAGAGGGUGUCGUAGAGAUGAUGGAGAACACAGAGAACCCUCUCCGCUGUCCAGUCAGACUCUACGAAUUUUACCUCUCCAAGUGCUCGGAGUCGGUGAGGCAGCGAACCGACUUGUUCUACCUCCGCCCAGAUCGGUCUUGUGUUCCCAGCAGCUCUCUGUGGUUCUCCUCCACCCCUCUGGACGACAGCACCAUGGAGGCCAUGCUUGUACGAAUCCUCGCUGUCCGAAAACUACGAGGAGGAGAUGGAGGGGCUGCAGAUCAGCAGACGCCAAGUGACACACCGUUUAUACCGGAUGAGGUGGAUUCAGAAGGAUGAACGGCUAUCGUCAUUAUUUUGUUGUUUUUGAAGAACUCUGUUUAAAUUUUGAAAACUUAAGAGAAACACAUUCUAUCAAACAGAAAUAUAAACUACAAACAUGACUUUUCUUGAUGGGAUCACCUGCAGGUUAGAUUAAGAUUAGUUAAUACUGAAAGAUCACAUCCAUGUUUUGUGAUUGCUUUUAUUUCUCUGCAGCCUGAAAAACUCUACCACCAGCCUUUAUUUCAAACCAUUUCAAAUGUUUGGACAUGGACUGUUACUGUUGCACAGUUUAGCUGCUGUUUAAGGAGUUUGGUUUCACAGAGAUAGACUUUGACUGUGGCUUAGAUCAAACUAAAAGUCUUCUGAUAGAUCUUGAAAUUCAUCUGUAGCACAAAGGCUCUGUAGUUCUUCAUUAGGGCUAAUAUUCGUAAUUAGUGUUUAAUUUAAAGCUGAAAAACAUGACUGACCAAGCGCCUGCAUCAAACGGCUCUGCUCCCUUCACUCCAGCAGCUUUCUGUAAGCUUAGUGAAUAGUCUCAGUCUGAGUUCUGAGCCAUGUUAAAAUAUUUCUGUGAAACCAGCCUCUGAUGUCUUUCAACUGUAAAAGGUAAAGAAAGAAAAAGUUUACAUUACCUGCUGAUAUAUACUGUUUGUCCAGUCUGUUUGCCUUUUUGAGUUGGCUGAAUGUUGAUGCUUUCAGCUCUGACUUGAUUUUUAGUUAUUUUCAUUGUUAAUAAAUAAUAGUUGAAAAGUCA